Messenger RNA from Acanthamoeba castellanii str. Neff, 1248 nucleotides. RefSeq lists its product as uncharacterized. The transcript is spliced from 7 exons. Lineage: Eukaryota; Discosea; Longamoebia; Acanthamoebidae. The record is from RefSeq and is a predicted model, not a curated record. Bases 1 to 1248 code for a protein of 415 amino acids.
AUGGACGCGAAGAUGCUGGAAGCACGGCUUGAUCGGGUGUUUCGGGUGAUGUGCAGCAAACUCGAGGCCCCCAUGGACUCGGGGCAGGCCGCGCUGGACAGGAUGGGCGAGGAGAUGCAGCUCAACCUGCCCUCCAAGCCCUUCACCGUCGCCAAGACUGAGCAAGGAACGGUCAUUCUCAACCUCAUGUACAAGGCCGACAAGCUCCUGGCGUCGCUGACCGCGAUCGAGGAGGCGCUGAUCAAGCGCAAAGAGGAGGGCCUCAAGAAGGCCGACAAGCCCUCGUGGCGCCGGCGCUCAGUCUACAUCCCGCCGGGCGGCGGCGGCGGCGGCGGGCAACACAGAGGGCGAGCGAGCUCGAUCAAUCAGCUGCCCGACCUGCCUCAACCUCAAGCCGGCCUGGCCUUCCGCUCCAACUCGUAUAACCUCUCGCCACAGCCCCCUCUCCAAUCGAUUCUGACAUCGUGUCGCGUCGCGUCGCAUGGCAGGAGGCGCAAGAGUGUAUCGAUGGCGGAAGCCAACCGGCUGGCGCAGAUGUCGAUCAGAAGGCACAUGGGUCAUCCCGUGCCCGAACCCGACGCAGGCCUGUCCAACGCACCCACGGAAGAGCAGACUCAGAGGUGCCCCAUCCUGCGUCUCGAGACUGCGGCUGCAGAAAAGGAGAAGCAGGAGGAGGAAGAGCCCAUGGGCCGCACCAACCUGGUGGUGAACUACACCCGCCACGGAUUGGCGGCCAUCGAUGAGCAAAAGCGCGUGAAGAAGGUGCCCAAGAAGGCAUCGACGAUGGUCAUCCUGGUGGCCAAGUCGCCCAGGAAGCGCUUCUACGUGGGCGACAACAUCCCCGUGGAACUGGAGAUCAGGAACCACACGAUGCAGGUCAUCAAGGAGAUCGCCAUGUCCCUUUGCCACGUCACCUACGGCGCCGUCAUGGGCUAUCGCGCCGAUGACCAGGAAAAGAAACAAAAGACGAAGCUGAGGGUGGAGAAGAAGAAGGAGGCGGUGCGGACGGAGGUGAUGACGCCCUUCGGGUUCCCCAUCAAGGGCAAGUUCAGGAGCACCCACCACGUGCGCUUCAAGAUCCCGUUCAGCAGCCCGCCCUCCGUGGUGCUGCCCGACGUGCUGCCCGACGCCCUCGAACACACCGAGACCUUCUACAUGCUCCAGAUACGGGUUGGAGGACCGAAGUUUGGCGGACCCAUCAUGAGCUUGGGACCGUUCAAGCUGGAGCCCAGGCCUUCGAUGCAGUGA